AUGGCCUUCAACUUCAACUGGUCGCCUCUAACGGCCGACGCUGAUUUCUAUUCUCGAGCGCGCGACCUCCUGACGAAAGCUCUUAAUAAAUCUCCCAAGCCGCCCAUCAUUGUCGAUGACAUCCUCGUCGACGAGCUCAACCUGGGCAAUGUGCCCCCGGACUUGGAGAUCCUCGAAAUUGGCGAUCUGGCCGAGGAUAGAUUCCGUGGCAUCUUUAAAAUGACCUACUCAGGCGACGCGUAUCUCACGCUCAAAACCCGAGUUCAGGCCAAUCCUCUCAACACCUAUCUCCACUCUAAGCCUAGCUUCACAUCUCCAAAGCCUCUUGCGGCUGCUUCAUCACUCACCAUUCCUAUAUCAAUCACCUUGUCUGAAAUCAAGUUGUCAGCGUUUAUUAUUUUGGUGUUUUCAAAACAGAAAGGCUUAACGCUUGUCUUCCGCAAUGAUCCCCUCGAGUCUCUCAAGGUCUCGUCGACCUUUGACUCCAUCCAGUUCGUUCGCGACUACCUGCAACGGACAAUUGAACAGAAGCUACGAGACUUGAUGAUGAACGAGCUACCUGCCAUCAUCCAUCGGCUGUCACUCCAGUUGUGGUGUCCCGACCAGGCCAACAAGCCUGGGGAGUAUCCCACUGAUGAGGUUGAUGAAAAGGGUGUAGAUCCAUUUAUCAGCCCUCCCGAUGAUCCGGUAGAUGCCAAUGGGAAUCUCUUGGACGCCAAUGCUCUGUCUGAGCUUACCCCCCAGGGUGCCGGCGAUGCGCAGUCUCUUUUUUCACAAAAGAACUUGCUCCGACUUGCGGCGCUCACCGACUCACACCGCACCCUGUCGUUGUUCACCCCAGGCAUUCGUGAUGUUGUGUUCAGAGCCUGGACGGGUCAUGGAGACAGGUCAGAAGCUAUGACGCCAGCAAUGGCACCCCCUAGCUUGUCCAGGACCCAUUCUCUUCCCACUGGCACGAGUACGACCUAUACUUUUUCGGAUACAAGUAGCACUACCCAAGGCUAUUUGCCAUCCAGGUCCGUAUCGCAGAUUAACCUGAGCUCGACGUCGCCUGGUCGGGCGGUGGGAACUUCAAGCAGGUCUCGCCCAGGCCGAAAGAAGAAGACCAGAGUUGUCAAUUUGCGACGAAGCAAGUCAGAAGUCGAUACGCCAACCGAGACCGAGACUGAGAGCGAGACCGGAUCCGAUACUAUUUCGGAGGGUCCUUUUUCUGAACCGUUGAUGACUAGUUCAAUUCCCGAGAUGGAGGAUGACGAAGACAUCCUUGCCGAGAGUCUGGCCAGCAAGCUUCACUUCACCAACGAAGAGAAGAAGUCGGCUGCCUCCAUCAACCAGAGCCCACUGUCCCAACCGCCUCUUGUCUCCGACCCGAGUGAAAAGACGUCGUCUAUUGCCAAAGCUUUGGAAAAUGCUGGCAAGAAACUUUCAGUUGACACAGCUCUGCCUAAACGGACCCAGACCAAGCAUGAUUCAGGCUCAGACUCAUCAUCGGUCAUCCUUGAGCAAGCCUGGAUCAUGAAGAUGGCCGGCGAAAUUGCUCGUCGUGUCUAUGACGAAAAGAAUCGUCAGAACAACCCUUCAGGCGGUGUGUGGGAGGAGCAAGAGGCACCUCCUACAUAUGAAGCCGCAAUCCAUUAA
Molecule: messenger RNA, 1638 nt
Organism: Clonostachys solani
Lineage: Eukaryota; Fungi; Ascomycota; Sordariomycetes; Hypocreales; Bionectriaceae
Source: the annotation of a GenBank genome assembly